This is a messenger RNA of Geodia barretti, 780 nucleotides long. The record is from the annotation of a GenBank genome assembly. Lineage: Eukaryota; Metazoa; Porifera; Demospongiae; Tetractinellida; Geodiidae.
AUGACGAUUCUGGCGGCUGUGGUUUCGUACGCCGUACCGGGCGUCUUGCCCCACACCCCGCUGGAUGUUCGCGCCCACGACGAGAAAUACCUGCCACCCUCUCCCAGCGCCUGGCUCGGUAGCGAUCACCUGGGAAGGGACGAGUUUAGCCGGAUCAUCGUCGGCUCCCAGAUAUCCAUCUACGUAGGUUUGCUCAGCGUGGGCAUUGGCGUAACGCUGGGUACGGUAAUCGGCAUCAUCAGCGCCUACCUCGGCGGCGUUGUCGACCUGGCGAUCCAACGGAUCGUCGACGCCAUGAUGGCAUUCCCCCCCAUCAUCCUGGCGCUGGCGCUAGUCGCAGCAGUGGGCGGGUCGGCCAACAACAUCAUCGUAGCGCUGGUGGUAAUUCUGUUACCGGGCACGAUCCGGGUCAUACGGUCGCAGGUGUUGAGCAUCAAGGAACUGGACUAUACGCUGGCUGCUACGGCCAUCGGCGCCGGCUCCGCACGCAUCAUGCUGCGCCAUAUCCUGCCCAACGUGAUCGCUUCAUAUAUCGUGCUGGGUACCAUUACGCUGGGAUUCGCCAUCAUCAUCGAAGCGUCGCUGUCCUUCCUGGGAGUGGGUGUUCCGCCAGAUAUCCCGACCUGGGGCACCAUGUUGACGCAGGGAGCAAGAGACAUCCGCAUUGCCUGGUGGCUUGCUGCGUUCCCGGGCAUCGCCAUUACGGUGGUCGUUUUCGCCAUCAACUUCUUUGGCGACGCCCUUCGAGACGUGCUUGACCCCCGGCUAAGAGGUCGGUAA